Molecule: messenger RNA, 330 nt
Organism: Trifolium pratense (red clover)
Lineage: Eukaryota; Viridiplantae; Streptophyta; Magnoliopsida; Fabales; Fabaceae
Exons: 2
Coding region: 1-330 (109 amino acids)
Molecular function (GO): zinc ion binding; nucleic acid binding
Source: RefSeq, a predicted model, not a curated record
AUGGAGAAAACUCUACCACAACUAUUAAAAAUGUUGAGACAAGCAGAACAAAACAUGAGAUCAAAAGGGAAGUCGAAUCAAGUUCUAAUGAUCGGCAAUGGGAAUCACAAGAAGGGCAACAAAGGAAAGGGCGGAAAAGGGAAGGGCAAGGAAGUUGCCAAACCCAAACCUAACCCUAAAGCUUUGAAGCCUACUGGUGGCAUUGCAAAGGAGGGUAAGUGCUUCCACUGUAACAAGACUAGACAUUGGAAGUGGAACUGCCCAAAAUACCUGGAGGACAAGAAGAAUGGAAUAGAGAGUUGCAACUCAGCAGGGGUUGCAAAGGAGUAG